Molecule: messenger RNA, 5616 nt
Organism: Anthonomus grandis grandis
Lineage: Eukaryota; Metazoa; Arthropoda; Insecta; Coleoptera; Curculionidae
Gene: nolo
Product: protein madd-4
Exons: 26
Coding region: 389-4093 (1234 amino acids)
Biological process (GO): extracellular matrix organization
Cellular component (GO): extracellular matrix
Molecular function (GO): metalloendopeptidase activity
Source: RefSeq, a predicted model, not a curated record
GAUGCCGCAUUCGUUUCUCGGUCGCGUUCGCGAACGCUCACGGUUCAGAUUGAGGCUCAAACUCUACGUAAGUUAGAGCAGUUACGACCCGCGUGCGAUAGAGACACUUUUCGAGCGGGUUUUUUUCGCGUGCAAAAGCGACCUUUUUGGCGAACUUGUUUGUGUCUUUUUUUUUUCACUGUUUUUGUUGACUUUAAUUACAAUUUUUAAAAAAAAAGUUUUAGUGUAGUUUGGACUAAGGAAAGUGCUGAUUUUGGGAGCUUAAGAGGAGACUUUGUAUUGGUUUUUGUUAAAAAACGACAGUCAAUCCAUGGAUUUAUAUAACUUAUGGCCAAACAAAAGAAACAUAAGCUACUUUUGACCAAAGAAGGCACAAUCUAAUAUAACUAUGGACAGUUUCCUGUUAUUCUGCCUCCUCUUGGUUUCGUGUCUGAGGCCAUCAUGGGGCUCCCUGCAGCACAACAUGACCAUGCCGGAUAUGGAUCUCGAUUUUUCCGGUUUGAACAGUGAUGAAUCAGAGUCUGAAUUAUCGUCGCAACUUCAAGAAAUCGACGAAAGAUCUAACGGGUGGUCAGGGUGGUCGUCGUGGUCUCCUUGCUCUAGGUCCUGCGAUGGAGGUGUCGUUCACCAGAUCAGGACCUGCAGAAAUGGACCUUGUCGAGGGGACCAUGUGCGAUAUAAAAUUUGCAACAUGCAGCCAUGUCCGGACUCCCCACCGGAAUUCCGGGCCGAACAAUGCGCCUCAUUCGACGAUUUACCCUUCGAGGGUGGCAUGUACCGGUGGCAACCCUUCUACGACGACGACGAGCCUUGUGCCCUCACGUGCAAAGGGAAACUGAAGGGAGCAUCCGAUGACGCUCUCCUGGUGGUUGCUCGACUCCAGGAAAAAGUCCAUGACGGUACCAGGUGUAGACCGGGAAGUCUGGAUAUGUGUAUCGAUGGGAGAUGUGAGAGGGUGGGAUGUGACUUAAAAAUCGGCUCAGAGAAACAAGUGGACGAGUGUGGAGUUUGUGGAGGUGAUGGAUCUACGUGCGCCAAACCGCUCUACCAUUGGGCCCUCACUCAUGCUUCUCUAUGUAGUGUUACAUGCGGAGGAGGCUAUAAGAUGUCAAGACCAGUUUGCCAAAACCGAGUAACCGGGGUCGAAGUGGAGGAAGAACUUUGCAAUGACUCUCAAAAGCCUGAUUCUACUGUAGUGGAGUGCAAUACACACACUUGUCCACCAAGGUGGCAUGUCGGUGAAUGGGGAGCAUGUUCUACGAGCUGCGGAGGUGGAAUUCGACUACGUCCCGUCUACUGCGUAGAAGAAAUGAACGGCACUAAAUUAAGGGUGGACGAAUCGAAGUGCAAUGGCGGCCGUAAACCGUGGUUUCAAGAGGCCUGCAAUCGGAUGGAUUGUCCCACGUGGUUCACCAGCAAAUGGUCCGGGUGUUCAGUAUCUUGUGGCGAAGGCAUUCAAACCAGAAUGGUAGAAUGUAAAGACACCUCGGGCGAGCACAGCGAUCUCUGCGACGUAAAAAUCAGACCGGAAACUACUCAAGCCUGCUCCACUGGUAUCACUUGCCCUUUCAGGGUGGACACUAGCGAGGAACUCUUACCAGGUUUGUAUCAAACUCCUCUGGAACAAACGUUUCCGGCCCCACCGAUGCCCGAGAGACUAGUGGGAGGACACGUGGUACCAUCCGAGAGCACCACCACCAGUGGCGUACAAAAAUUUAUCGCGGAGGAGUGGAAUCCGUGCAGCGUAACCUGCGGGGAGGGUAUUCGCAGGCGGGAAGUUCAUUGUAAAAUAUUCCUGGAGUUUUCCAGAACAGUUGCUAAGCUGCCGGAUAAGCAGUGUUCUGGAAUAAAACCUGUAGAGGUCGAGAAGUGUUAUAGGGAACCUUGUACGGAACCCGUUGAAAUGGAAAAGAUUGAUGAUAUUGGAGACGAUCCCUCCAAUGUACAGAUAAGUGGGAGUGCUAGCAGGGAAGGAGGUGCCAAAUCUUACUCCUGGAAAGAGCAAGGAUUCACUCAUUGCAGUGCCUCCUGUUUGGGUGGAGUGCAAGAACUUAUCGUCAAUUGCGUUCGAGACGACAAUCAGAAAAUUACGUCUCCUUACAUGUGCCCCAUAGAAUACAAACCUGAAGUAAUCAUAAGGUCUUGUAACGAGCACGCUUGUCCCCCGAGAUGGCAAUAUGGUGAUUUCUCCCCGUGUUCCCUCAGUUGCGGAUUAGGAAUCCAAACCAGAGAGGUGAACUGCGUCCACGAAUUGACCCAAGGUGGUGGAAAUUCGGUGGUGGUACCGCAUAAUCGGUGCCCUCAGCCACCACCGCCCGACAGACAAUACUGUAACGUCCUGGACUGUCCUGUAAAGUGGAGGGUGUCAGAAUGGUCCAAAUGUACAAAACCCUGCGGCGGAGGCGAGAAAUCCCGAAAAGUGGAAUGUAAACAAGUGAUGGCCCAGAACCAUACGGUAGAUCGUCCGUCAACGAUGUGUCCCAGCCCUAAACCUCUCGAAACGAAACCGUGCAACACUAAAAGUUGCGUUAUUGAGAGCGACAAGCCCCAAAUAAGCGUCACCAAUAGCACAUUCAUACAGCACGACCCUAAAAAGAAUAAAAUCACCGUGAAAGUGGGCGGGGCGGCCACUUUAUUGACCGGUACCACCGUGAAGAUCAAGUGUCCAGUGAAGCGAUUCGACAAAUCGAAGAUCCAGUGGAAGAAGGACGGGACUGCGUUACCGCACAGCAAAAAGUACAAGAGUUCGAAGAAAGGGGCGCUGAGGGUGCAGAAUUUGAGUUUGAGAGAUAGCGGGGUCUAUAGCUGUGUAGCCGGUAAAUCAAAUGCGAGUAUCACGAUAUCGGUUCGCACUAAGCCGGGGGAAUUUCCAACGUCCGAAGAAAUCCAGAAACACUAUAAAACCGACUUGAUUUCUGGGGUUCACGUGUCGCAAACCGAGGGAAAGCCUAAUUAUGCCGACGACCAGUCACACGAACAAAAACCUGACGGGGGUAAAAAGAACCAUUACAAAUUGUUCACUCCCACUUCACCGUCUUCGAGCCUCACUCUGGAAACCCACGCUAACGGUGCAAAAACCACCGAAAACUCCGAUAAUAAAAAGGACAAAGUUUCCAACUUGCCGUCGAGCUCAUCAGAGUUUCACAACACCCCGAAUAGGGACGGGGGUGGGGCGGAGUCGGCACGCAGCUCCGCAACCCGACCUACGUCGACGUUCGGAAACUUGUUCGCGUUAAUCACGAAGUUACAGGAUUUGUGGCCGUUUCCGAUUUUUAAAUUCGAACCCUUGCAAUCACGCGGGCAUCGCAUGGUCACAUUUCCGGUAAACACCCAUCAGAUCCCACCCACCACCGAUCAAACGAUGGUUGCCACGGCAUCGUCUGAUGAGGUCCAGGAUGUUGUCCUUGGAAAAGGUACCAAGGAGAACCUGGUGUUCGAGUGGACGUUGUCCGAUUGGUCCGGUUGCUCGGAAACUUGCGGUGGUGCUGGAUUACAGAAACGGAGUUGUAGAUGUACCGUAAAGUUACAUAACAGUACCCAAUACGCCGACGACAACUUAUGCGAAGAUGCCGGCAUCGAAAAACCGAAAACCACUCGAAAAUGCGGUUUCGAUGAGUGUCCGAACUGGACCGUCACCGAAUGGACAUUGUGCGAGAAUUCCAAGUGUUUUUCCUUGAAUAAAGCGAUGCAGCGAAGAACCGUCAAAUGUCAAAUUGCGAGAAACUUAACGCUGGACGUCAGCCAAUGUCGUUUUGAUGAAAAACCACAUCACAGGCAGGAGUGUUUUAAUGAAAAAUGUGUUGGAAAGUGGAAAGUUGGCAGUUGGUCAAAGUGUAACGCCAAAUGUGGCACCCUAGGAGAAAAGUAUAGAACUUUCCAUUGUGUUUGGUACGGCACCAAAAAGAACGCCGGCAGUGCCUGUAAAAAUGUGCCAAGACCCUUAGCUAGGAAAACGUGUAAAGGGCCGCCUUGUGAAAACACAGUUGGAUGCAAGGAUCUCUCAGUGUUUUGCCCUAACGUGAAAUCCUUGGACCUGUGCAAAAUAGUCCAAUACAGGCAACAGUGCUGCCACACGUGCAAAAAUAACGACUAAGACUAUAGGAAUUUAAGGCAUACGUAACGUGUUUUAUGUAAAUUGAUAAACAAAGAAGGUUUUUGCAGUGCUAAAUGAGGCUUAUUUGAAUUUGUUUUAUUUUUGGGACCAAGAUAUUUAUUACGCGAGCGUGACCUUAGGGCUUGGUUCAUGUUUAGUUUUUCUUUAUGACAGUGUAUUUAAACCACCAUUCCUAUGUAAAAUAAUUACUUAAAAAAAAAAACGUUUUUUUUUUGUUAUUUAGUUUUUAAGUAAUACGUAUGUUUUCAACUGUACAAAGUUUAACAAACAACUUUUAUAUCAGGGAUUUUUUUUAUGUUAUAUAAUUCGCAUGCGUUACCUAACAACAAACACUUUUUUUCCAAUAUUUAAGACUGAAUAAUUAUGUUAAUGUUAUUAUUUUAAAUUCUCUUAUAAACAUUUUUAGUAUAAAUGGAUUCCGUUGAAUGUCGUCUUUCAAAACUUAAGGGAGAUGCUUUAGUUAUUAAAUUAAAUUUCUCGGUUCAUAUUUAAACUGAAGAUCAAGUCAAUAUCAAUUAAAAACCCAUUUAAAUUAUUUUGAUCAAAUGAAUAGUUAAUGAGAAUCAUGGAUUCAAAGUUGCUACAACUUUCAUUGAUCUACUGUAAAUUUUAAACGUAAACAAAAACUCCCUAUACAGAGUUAUUAUUAAAUAAUAUGAAAUUUACUAAAUUUUACACUACUUGUGAAUCAAAUACGGUACCUACAUGGCAUAACUUCAUUGCUCUCGAAUUUUACGGUUUAAAUUCAAAAGUAAGAAAGCGACAACUCACGGAAUGUCCAUCUCGUUUUGUAAUAAAUAAAAUUUAGGCAAAAUUUAAGUCCGGUGUACAUAUAAUUUCGGACAAGCUUUAUAGAUGCUAGAAAGUAUAUAGUGAUUUUAUACAGUGUGUAGCUGCACCCUGUAUAUUUUUUUAUAAUAAAUAGGUGCUAUUUAUUUAUAUUUACCUACCUUUGACGCUUUUACAGGGGUAAAUCUGAUACCAAGAAUUAAUAGUCAAUAGUGUGUCAUAAACCCUUGUAAAGUUUCCAUACCAACUAUAGAGAUAAUCAAUAAUAAUAUACUCCUAUAUUUUGUCAGUAUUAACGGGAUAAUUAUUAUGUAAUUUAGAUAGUUCCCUUUGACCUACAAUUGUAUAAACGAUGUUAAAAAAAUAACGUUACAGCUUUAAAUUAAGAGAAAUACAGAUACAGAGCUUUACGAAUUAAGAUAUUUAAAAAUGUAUAAAAAAAAUACAAAGAAAAAUGUAAAUUGUAUAUAUUUAUUUAGACCACUAUCGUUAGAGAAUUUAUUGUUGAUAAACGAUACGCCUAAAAAAAAUAAAUAAAUUCCAUUGGCUUGACAUUGAACGUGUUUAAUUAGUUAUAAAAUUUUAAAAAAAAAAGCACAAUUACUAAUAAAUAUUAUUAUUUUUAUUGUUAAUUUUAAUGUUUAAAUAAAAUUGUUACAGUUUGCCUGCCUGUGUAUUUAAUACAAAGGCGGGGGCUGUAACGGAAGUUAUUA